GGUCCGCAUGGGUGUGGAAAGGGGGCUGCGUUCCAUUGCAGUCCGCCUUCCUACCAGCCUGUAUGAUGCCAACAAAGAGUUGGAAAUCAGUCUUCACUUGAGUAGCAGGUAUGUUUUUUGAUCUAAAACUACGGAAAGGGAACUUGGUUACACACUGUAUUGAUAUAUGAUCUGAAACAACCUCACUAAGAGGAAAGAGGAUGUGACCAAGGCGGAGUGCAGUUGAAUCUGGACGCAGCCCUCUCCUAACCGCGUCGCCGCAGCAGGGAAGCGGAGGAAAGGAGUGAAUUCGAUUAUUGUUCUCUCCGCAAGAAAAGGGACAUCAACUCCUCACCUAUCCAUCAUCAACGGUUCACGGAAACCGUUUAGUGAACUAGUAGCCGCUGCAGGCGUCCGCGGACACCCGGGUUGCCGCUUCACUCACCCGGGUUAACUGCUUCACCCAACCCAUGAAGCUGUGACUAAACGAGGAGACCAACGAGGAACCCGAUCAGAUCGGGUCGAUAUGCAGUAGCCCAGCCCCGGACGGCCCUAGCUGUGACCCCCGGUGAGAGCCACCAUGGGACACCCGCCCCUGGAGUUCAGUGAGUGCUACCUGGACAGCCCGGAGUUCAGGGAGACCCUAAAGUGCUACGAGCUGGAGCUGGAUAGGACCAGCCGGUUCCUCAAGGAUGUCAUCAAGGAUGGGAACAGUGUCAUCAACGCCAUCAAGGGUUACUCUCUGGCGGUACAGAAGUUCUCGCAGACUCUCGGCGUCUUCCAGUUUGACUUCAUCGGAGAUUCGCUCACAGACGACGAGAUGAACAUCGCUCAGUCCUUCCAGGAGUUCGCUGGUCUUCUACAGGAGAUCGAAGACGACCGCAUGAUGCUGGUGCAGAACGCCUUCGAUCUGCUCAUCAAGCCUCUGGAGAAGUUCAGGAAAGACCAGAUAGGAGUGACCAAGGACAAGAGGAAGAAGUUUGAGAAGGAGAGCGAGAAGUAUUAUUCCCAGCUGGAGAAACACCUCGCCCUGUCCGUCAAGAAGAAGGAGAGUCUUCUGCAGGAGGCGGACGACGUCCUGGACAAGGAACGGGCCACCUUCUACGAGUCCUCCGUGGAGUACGUCUACCAGGUCCACCAGGUGCAGGACCGCAAGAAGUUUGAUGUGGUGGAGCCUGUGCUGGCGUUCCUUCACAGCAUCCUCACGCUCAACAACCUGACAGUGGAGAUGACCCAGGACUUCACCCCCUACAAGCAGGAGCUGCAGCUCAGCCUGCAGAACACCAGGAACCACUAUGAAAGCACGAGGGAGGUCAUGGAGGACUUGAUGAAGAGGAUGAAGAACCCGUCCUUCAUCUGUCAAUCACACACCAUGCAGGGAUACCUCUACUGCCACGAGAAAUGGGCUUUGGGGAUGACGUGGGUCAAGUAUUACUGUAAAUUCCACAAAGACAACCGCACCCUGAAGAUGGUCCCCUGUGAGCAGAAGACCACCACCAAGCAGGUACCAGCUCCACCUUCUACACCGUCAUACCCGGCGCCCGUGGGUGUCUGCCCAGUAGGGGGCCUGCUGGGCCCGCAGCAGUGGGGCCCCCAGUGGCCCCCGUGGCCCCCUGAACGUUAUCGGAGCGUCUGCACGUCGGCGGGCCUGGAGAGGGAGGGGGAGCGUGCGUUUGAGAGUCGUCUCGAUGAGGAGGGGCUGGAGGAGAAGGAACGACCCGUCUGGUCCUCCUCAGAGUCGGACAACCUGGACCACAGGCUGAGCGAGAUCCACGCGCUAAACUACAAGCUCCCCGAGAAGAACCGCGACAUGCUGGCCCUCCUCAUCAAACACCUCGUCAACGUGUGCAGCCAGAGCGAGGAGAACCGCAUGAUCCCGUCCAACAUGGCGGUGGUCUUCGGCCCUACCCUGAUGAGGGCCAAGGAGGAGACGGUGGCGGCCAUGUUGGACAUCAAGUUCCAGAACAUCGUGGUGGAGAUCCUGAUCGACAACUACCAGAAGAUCUUCUGCAGCGCUCCUCUGGACCUCGCCUCCUGCCCCCCAGUGCCCCCCCCCAGGGUCAACCCCAGGAAGCGGCAACCCAUCACCAUCUCCAAGAGACCGCCGCGCACCUACCCGGGUCUGCACCUCGACCCCCCCUCGCACGGCCCACCCGACGUGCAGAACGGUAGCCCCGCCCCCAGGUACCCCCCGCCCGCCGCCUCGGACCGGGACGCAGGCCCGCCCCCGGUCCCCCUGCAGCGGACCAAACCCCAGGCCCCGGGGGCCCCCAGGGACCCGCCCCCCAGGGACCCGCCCUCCAGGGACCCGCCCCCCAGGGACCCGCCCUCCAGGGACCCGCCCCCUAGAGAGCCCCCCCCCAGGCAGCCCCUCCUGCCCCGACUGGGACCCGUGCCCCGCCCCGGCGAGAACGGAGAGGCGGGCGUCACCGUGAAGCGCGCCAUGUCGGUGCAGGCCAGGAGGCCGCCUCCCAUUGGAGAUGGCGACGGCGCGCCCAAGACGCGGUCCCCGGAGAAGCAUCACGCCAUCUGCAGACCGCCAGUCCGGCCUCCGGACCCCCCCUCCGCCAGACCGGCGGAGCCGCCGUCGGCCAGACCCCCGGACCCCCCGCCCAGCCGGCCCACGGAGCCCCCCCCCUCGCGGCCCCCCAUCGCCCAGAGGCACUCCGCCCCCUCUGCCCCCUCCGGGCCCAGCGUGGACCCCACCGCCGCGUCCUACGUGGCUUCCAAGACCAAGUUCUUUGAGAACGCUUCCAAGCAUGGAGCCAGUCCAAAUGCGGCAGCAACGAUGAAUGUCAAAAAAGAAAACGCAGGGUGAGUCUCCCAGUCACCGGGACCACCCCAUCUCGUUCUGGGUUGUUUUGGACCAAAGGAAAUGCCCAGGAGAAGCUGCCAGCGAGUCCAUUUUGGAAAGUGGGAUACUUUAAGAGCAUUACUUUGCUCUCCAAAAGGUUUUCUGUGUCACACUAACGCUGCUUCAAAGGCUCGUCUUCCUGGUGCUUGUUCUAGCGCUUCCAAAGUUAAACCCCCUCACUCCUGGGUUCAACCCCAGCAUGAUACCCCCAACCAUUUUUCCAUGCCAUUAAAACUUCUUAAUCGCCCCAUUGGGUUUUGACUCCUGUUUGAGUCUUGCUUGUUUCCCUGUUCAUGUGGUUUGUGCCAAUUUAUUUUUCCUCUGCUUGCCACUGGUAGGUGUAAAACCAACAGGUACACACCCUCCCUCAUACUGCAUUUGUUGGAAUGCAAUUAAUACAAUUGCAAUUAAUGCUAAUUUGAAUCGUCUAAAGUGACAAAUCUGAAGUACUUAUAAACCUGUUUUCUUGCGGGUGACGUAUUCCGUUUUUUGUUUCUGUCUGUGAAAGCACCGUUGAAUAACUAUUUCGUGUUUAUUUUUUAACUUUAUAAUAGGUUUAAUAGUCUACCUGGUGAUUCAUAUGUUGGGCAAUGGGCAGAUUGUAAUGAAGGAUUGGUUGGGCUAUUGUUUAGACUUAAAAGUCGAUCAGCAGAAAAGUCUGUAGUAUGGUACUUAAGCCAAGGAUACAAAGAGUUCCCAUCUAUUCAGACUUGCUUCAGAACUUCGAGCAUUAAGUGAAACUGGUUCCCAACCGCUUUUUCUCUUUCUUUGUACGUUUUGGAAGUACGUUUUUUAGGUUUUGAUUCAUUGUGUCUGUAAAUCAUAAUGCAAUUAACAGUGUCUGGGAACUGCAGUUACCUUUAUGGUUGACCAAAAUAAAAGCAUAUUUUGGUAGGUGUACAAAACAAAUCCCAGUUACUUUAACAAAAAGCUGUUCACUCUAUUUUGUGUUGUGUGGUGUGCUUUGCCAGACUAGCUUUGGGUUGUACAGUUACAUAAUAAUGGAGCCACAGUCAGUAAGCUUAAUAUGGGAGGAAAAGCAUCGUUAAAGUAAACGAUACAUCUCCCGCAGUGUUUAAUUGUUGUUGUUGCAUUACAUGUUUUCUUUUGAUUUGUUUGGCUUUUCAGGACUCACUUUCAAUGAUUUGUUUUUAUAUUCAAAAGGGACAAUAAAAUACAAUUUAUUGACACGA
This is a messenger RNA of Gadus macrocephalus (Pacific cod), 4026 nucleotides long. RefSeq names its product oligophrenin-1-like. Gene Ontology annotation, cellular component: cytoplasm. The record is from RefSeq and is a predicted model, not a curated record. The coding region runs from base 560 to 2797 and encodes 745 amino acids. NCBI's taxonomy places the organism in Eukaryota, Metazoa, Chordata, Actinopteri, Gadiformes, Gadidae. The transcript has 18 exons. Gene Ontology annotation, biological process: signal transduction. Gene Ontology annotation, molecular function: GTPase activator activity; protein binding.